GUCCCGAUAUUAUUUCAUGAUUUGUUUCUCAUGUUAUUUUCAUUCUUUUUAAAAACUCUUUUGAUUAUAUUCAAGAUAGUUGUUGGAAAGAGAGUGAAGGAUACGGAUUUCGUUCUUUUUAAAACUUAUCAGCUGAAUAAAUCUACCUUCCAGUGUCGAUGUUUACACUAGCAUUUGAAUCCUGUAACACAGGUACAGAACGAUGACAAAGACUAGAUGGAUUGUCAACUUGUAGCUAUAAACACUUUUCCAACAUUCAUUCAAGAAGUUUAUAUGUCAAUGAACAUGAGUAAAAUUUUAUUUUAGGUACUAGUGAUAAUCGAAUAUAAGUAUUGACAUAUUCUUUCAUGUUUCGUUUUUUCCGAUUGACUAUGUUAGUUAUCUCAAAUUCAUUAUUGAAUUUAUUAGUUUUCUCUAUUUAUAGUCAUGUGAAGUGUAUAAACUUAGGAUGAUGAAUAUUUAUAUCAGAUUCAAAGUUAUUUUUCUUUUAAUAACUGACUGAGUGAUUCAAAUUUCUUAGUAAAUUACAAUUUUUUUUUGUUUUUUUGAUUAGCUCUCAAUUUUUUAGAAAAUCAAUUAUUUUAUUUUUUUUGUUUAUUUUUUCACAUGGUUACAUUAUCAUUUUUUUUUUCUUAUUUUAUAGGUUAUGGUCAUAGUACACCGAAAACAUUUGGUGGUAAAAUAUUUUGUAUGUGUUAUGCUCUACCUGGUAUACCAUUAUGUCUUAUUAUGUUUCAAAGUAUUGGUGAACGUAUGAAUACAAUUAUUACAUAUUUAUUAAAAAAAUCAAAUCUUAUGUGUAAAAUAAAUAAACUUAUUUCACAAACACAUUUAAUGAUUGUUAGUUUUACAAUUGGUUCAAUUGUAUUGACUAUUGGUGCAAUAGUAUUUUCACGUUAUGAAGAUUGGGAUUAUUUAGAUUCAUUUUAUUAUUGUUUUAUAACAUUAACUACAAUUGGUUUUGGUGAUUUUGUUGCAUUACAACGUAAUAAUUCAUUAGCUAAACGUCCGGAUUAUGUUGCAUUUAGUUUAAUAUUUAUAUUAUUUGGUUUAACUGUUGUUAGUUCUGUUAUGAAUUUAUUAGUUUUAAGAUUUUUAACAAUGAAUACUGAAGAUGAAAAACGUGAUCAAUUAGAAGCAGCUGUACACGCACAAGAAUUACAACGCUUACGUGGUGAUGUAAUAUGUGCUGAUAAACAAAAUGAAUUACAAACAUCAUUAUUAACACAACAAUUACAAGGAGAUAAUUAUGAAAGAAAACAAUUAAAUGAUUAUAGUAAUUAUAAUCAUUCAAUAUAUCAACAAAAUAUCAAUCAUAAUCUUAUUAAUUGUAAUCAUAUGUCAUUAUCAAAUUCAAAUUGUUUCAUAAAAACGGGACCAUCAAUAAGAACAUCACCACCACCACCAUCAUCAGCAUCAGCAACAACAACAAUGGCAAUGACGUCAACAGUCAAUAGUUGUUUACAUAUUAAUCAUCAUACUGAUACUUAUCAUAUUAAUUCAAAAAAUGAAAAUUUAACUAAAUUUAAAUUUUGUUUAAUUUGUUUAAAAAAGUUUCAUCCAUUAUCACAAUCAUUAGCAUCAUUAACAUCACCGGGUAUUUUAAAUUCAUCUUUGAAUACAAUGAAUGAUAAUUCACAUGAAAAUAUGUUAAAUAAACCAAUAUCUACAAAUAAAACCACUGCUAGUACUAGUAUUACCUAUAUUAAUGAUAAUAAUAAUAAUAGCGAUAAUAAUAAUAAUAAUCCAUUCUUAAUAAACUGUGUAACCGGUUGUCAGAAUGAACAGUCGACUGUACGUCAUCCAAUUCUAAUCUAUGAUGAAAUCUCGCAACAAAUUUCUUCUAAUUUACAUAAAGACAAUUGUUCAGAUGAAUUAAUGACUUCAUCAAAUUUUCUUCGAUAUGAUCUAUCAUGUAGAAAUCGUUACAUCUAUCCAGAUUGUAUAAAUUCAUAUCGUUAUAAUCCAUAUCAUUCUUUUCAAGAUUCUAAAUAUUCUCCGUUAAUAAUACAACAAUGUUCAGUUGAUGAUUGUAACUGUACAAAUGAAAAACUACGAAACCAUCAGUAUUUCAUUUCUCCUAAAGAAUAUUUAGUAAAUAAUCGGCAACCAGAAAUUACAGAAGGAAAUGAAACUAUUGAAAGUGAUAAUCUGUCCGAAAAUAAGAGUAGUUCGUUUAAUGAUAUCGAUUUAAUCCAACCUCAUUUUCAUCCGAUGUCUGCUUUUAAACCACAUACUUAUGAGUUCACUUCACCGGGUCAUUUCAGUUUGCCUGGUAGGCAUGAAAAUACUAAUGAGGUAAUGUCUACACCAGUACAUUCCUCAUUAGUUGCUCAUGUUUUAAAAUCUCAUAAGCAUAACUUUAAUAAUCAAUAUGUUCUACCUCCAAGACAGUCUUUAAACAGUCAACCACCAUUAUUAUCAAGAGGUGAGACGAUACAUCCAUUGUUAUCUUUAUCAACGCAUCAUCAUAUGGAUGUACUCAAAUCUAAUCAGCCAUUAAUAAAUCCGUUUCCAUUAGAAAUUUUAAAUUCACGAUCAAAUGAAAUUGAAAUAGACCUUAACUCAGUUCCAUAUUUUCAAUGCAAAAGAUAUCCUAGAAUUCAUCAGGAACAACAGAUGCAAAGGAAUGAAGUGAAUGAUUAUGGUGAAGAAAGCGUUGAUUUUGACAAAGAAUAUAUUAACAAGCGUCAUAACCCACAUCAUUAUCAUGAUGAUAUAUUACUAACAAAUGAUGCAAGUAGCAUAGAUGAUGAGAUAAAAUUUUCUGCCGAUUCAUCAAUCUUUGAAGUCAGUCAGCCGGUGUCUACAAAGAGAUCUGCUUCUGUUUGAAGAAAUGGAGGACAGUUCACUCAAAUAAAUAUUUAAUCAUAAUAUUUUCAUGUAAAAAAUUAUACUAUUGACAUUAUGGAAUGUGAACAUGAUAACUAGAUAUCUUUUUAUGAUUUUAUGUAAAUGUUACAUUUUAAAAUAAACUAUUAAGCUUUCAGGUUAGACAAUAUAUUAUUCUCAGAAUAAAA
Messenger RNA from Schistosoma spindalis, 3020 nucleotides. Lineage: Eukaryota; Metazoa; Platyhelminthes; Trematoda; Strigeidida; Schistosomatidae. The record is from the annotation of a GenBank genome assembly.